This is a messenger RNA of Scophthalmus maximus (turbot), 4038 nucleotides long. RefSeq names its product zinc finger and BTB domain containing 11 (gene zbtb11). The transcript has 10 exons. The record is from RefSeq and is a predicted model, not a curated record. Lineage: Eukaryota; Metazoa; Chordata; Actinopteri; Pleuronectiformes; Scophthalmidae. Gene Ontology annotation, biological process: negative regulation of transcription by RNA polymerase II; regulation of cytokine production; regulation of immune system process. The coding region runs from base 230 to 3775 and encodes 1181 amino acids. Gene Ontology annotation, molecular function: DNA binding; protein binding.
CGGUUGUGCAGCAGCCAUUUUGUCUGUUCGGGCAAGGCUACCCUGACGGCGGCGAACUGCAGUUCCACCCUUGGAAACAAUUCGAAAUGUUGUUGUGGCAUCUCGAAUAUACGCUAUAUCCCGUCUGAGCGGCGUCUAAAAUUUAUACCUCCUCUCUACUUGUCCGAAGAGGGCUCUCCUCUUCGAGACAAGCCCGUAACUCUGACAGAAAAAGCGCGGGUGAGCCGCGAUGUCGUGUGAGGAGAGCUACUUGGCGAUCAUUCGCUACCUGACUGAUGAACGGGAGCCGUACGCGCCGGGGACGCCCGGCAACACCAAGAGAAAAAUCCGCAAAGCGGCCACCUGCUACGUGGUGAGGAGCGGGACGUUGUUCUACCAGCGUCGCCUGAGGGGCCAGAACAAGUUCACGGAGCUGGAGGUGGUGCUGCAGGACGGCCGGAGGAAGGAACUUAUCAACGAGGCGCACAUCCUGGAAGGAGGGGACCACCUCAACCAGCAGCUCACCUGGGAGUACAUCUCUCAGAAGUACUGGUGGAGAGGUAUCCUGAAGCAUGUGAAAGACCACAUCAGAGAGUGUGCUCAGUGUCAGAGCCGGCGGACCGCCGACGACGGCUCGGGACCUCGCCUGUUUUCCCGGCCAGGGAGGCGGCGGGCUGCCGCCGGCGCCAAUGACGAAGAAGAGGAGGACGAAGAAGAGGAAGGGGGAGACGACGGCUUGCUCUUCCCUGACUCGUCUUCCCAUCCGAAAUCCAGGUUGGCCAAGUCGGCGGCCAAGCACGAACUGGUCUUCGUGGACAGCAAAGGUGAGGUGAAUCAGUUCCUGUCCAGACACAGCCAGACCAUGCUGGACAAACUCAACCAGCAGCGUCUCAGCAAUCACUUCUGUGACAUCACGCUGCUGAUCGAGGGAGAGGAGUACCGGGCGCACAAGGCGGUGUUGGCGGCGUGCAGCGAAUACUUCAACGAGCUCUUCUUCGAGAAAGGGGCCAUGUCCACGCACGAAGCCGUGGUCGACCUCUCCGGCUUCACCAAAGCCAGCUUCCUGCCAUUGCUGGACUUUGCGUACACCUCCACGCUCACGUUCAAUUUCGGCAUAAUGGCAGAAAUCGCCAACCUGGCCCGGCAUUUGCUUAUGACGGAGGUGCUGCAGAUAUGUGAGUCCGUGCACAAGCAGGUGGAGGAGCAGAGGCUGACGGUAUAUCAGAGAGGAGACGUGCACACCGUGGUGUCGAGCCAACCGGCUCCGCAGGAGGGCUUAAGUGACGAGUCCGGCGCCUACGUGGUGACCAUGCACAGUGACGGUGACGCCGUGGUCACCGACGUUGCUGACACUGUAACGGACAAGUCCUUGGCUUUUGUUGCACCGACCAAGGAGGCUUGCGUCCAACAGCCGACUGCCGUUGUUACUGAAGCUGUCGAGGGAGAAGCAGUGCACGAAGGGGAGCCUGGCGAGAGUGAAAUAGUGACUCUAUUGGCUCACAGUGGACAGGCGGAGCCAGGAGAAACUGUCACCCUGAUCUCACGCAGUGCAGAAGGAGAAGACGGGGAGACGAUGACGGUGGUCACCCACAGCGGACAGGCCGGAGCCAGCGAGUCCAUCGCCGUGGUGUCUGCCUGCCUGGCGAUGGAGCAGCCGCAGGCCGCCGAGGCGGAAGCCUUGGUCCCAAACGUGGACCCGGACAAAGUGAGCCCCUCCGAGGUCGUCCCACUGGCACCCGCUGCCGUCGCUGAAGCGGCAGUGUCGCCCCGGGAGACAGUGGAAUCGGCACCUGUGCCCCCGAAACGCAAACGAGGACGUCCGGCCAAAGUGAAAAAGGAGGUGGAGGUGGAGGAGCUCAUGCCACUGGAGGAAGAGGAUCCUUCCGCCGACGAAGGCCACGCAGACAAGCAGGAGAUGACGUCAGACGACCGGACCAAAAGAAGACUCCGGCAGCGCUCCAUGGCGGAGGGCGGUUAUGCUCGUCUGCAUAUGGGGCUGGAGGACGAAGAGGAGGCGAAGAAAAGUUUGACACCACCGCGUGCCACCACCCCUAAGGUGGGUCCAAGGCCUGGGAAGAGGGGAAGACCUCCAAAGCAUCCGGUGGAGAGUCAGGUUGAAGGAGCGCCCAUGUCCGAGCCUAGGGCAGAACCCGAGGCUGACGCGGUGGAGAGCGCGGAGAGCGCAGCGGCAACCGAAGAGGUCAGGACAGAGGAGACGGUGGCGGCGACGCCAGAGACUGGGAGCAGCCACGAACAGCCUCCGGCAGAGGGUGCUGCAGACGGAGAGCACAAGUGCUCCGAGUGCGGCAUGUCCUUCCAAAGGCGCUACGCUCUCAUCAUGCACGCGCUAAAACACGAGAAAGCUCGCGGAUACAAGUGCAGCCUUUGCAGCAAGGAGUUCCAGUACGCCGCCUCGCUCCGUGCCCACCUGGCCCGGCACAAGCAGCUGAGCAGCCAGCGGGCCCCCGUCGUGAAACCCUCGGUGGAGCCCAGCUCAGAGGGGAAGGCGGACAGCGACUUGGACGACAAUAACUCCUCAACGUACACCAAGAGGGAAUUUGUGUGCGACAUCUGCGGCAAGACCCUGCCGAAGCUGUACUCGCUGCGGAUCCACAUGCUGUCCCACACGGGCGUGCGCCCCCACUCCUGCAAGGUGUGUGGCAAGACGUUCGCCCACAAGCACAGCCUAAAGAUGCACCGGGCGCUGCACGACGUCACCAAGCAGUUCCAGUGCGAAUUCUGCAAGAAGUCCUUCGUGAGCAAGAGGAGCAUGGAGGAGCACACCAGCCUUCACACAGGUGAAUCGAAGUACCUGUGCAACACGUGCGGAGCCACUUUCCACCGAGCCUCGGCUCUGAGCAAACACAUGAAGAAGCACCAGCCCCGACCCGACGUCCGGCCGUUUGCCUGCUCUCACUGUGACAAGAGGUUCUACGAAGCCAAAGAUCUCCAGCAGCACAUGAACAAGCACAUGGGCCUGAAGCCCUUCCAGUGCCAGGUGUGCGGGAAGUGCUACAGCUGGAAGAAGGACUGGUACUCCCACGUCAAGUCCCACAGCGUGGCCGAGCCCUACAAGUGUGACGUGUGUGGGAAGGAGUUCUUCGAGAAGGCCCUGUUCAGGAGGCACGUCAAAAAGGCCACGCAUGGGAAGAAGGGCCGAGUGAAGCAGAACCUGGAGCGGGAGUGUGAGCAGUGCGGACGGAAGUUCACUCAGCUGCGGGAGUAUCGACGCCACAUCAACAACCACCAGGGAGUGAAGCCAUUCGAAUGUCUGACCUGUGGUGUCGCCUGGGCCGACGCCCGCUCCCUCAAGCGCCACGUCCGUACGCACACCGGGGAGCGGCCGUACGUGUGCCCCAUGUGCCAGGAGGCCCACAUCGACGCGCGCACUCUGCGCAAGCACAUGGCCAAGUACCACGGCGACAACCUGCCCGGCAAGAUCAUGCUGGAGAAGGACACGCUGCAGUUCCACAACCAGGGCACCCAGGUGGAGCACGCCGUCAGCAUCCUGGCGUCCGACCUGCCCCCCGAGCUUCGCCCCGCAGAGCAGCAGCAGCAGCUGCCCUCCGAGGAGAUUGAGACGGUGCUGAUCACGGAGGAGACCGUGGAGGCCGUGCAGGCCGUCCAGGACGUCCAGGACGAGAGCUCGUUGGCCACGCUGUCAGAUCAGGGCAUCAUGCAAGUGGUUAACUACGUCCUGGCCCAGCAGGGCCUCACGGGGGGCAAACUGGAGGAGGCCCCCGAGGUGAUUCAGACCAUGGAGGUGGAGGUGGCUCACGUGGCCGAGAUCGAGUGACCAGGGGUCGUCCCCGCUCAGACUUGAUCGCAGCGUUUGUCACAGGCUGUAUAAAAUGUGAACUGUGUAAAAAGAUGCUUAUUUUUCUGAAAGUGUACAUAAUGUGAGUCGACUGUUCUGCCCAGACAUGCGCGUUUGAGCUGCGUCAGUGCACACAUUCAAAUUCUGUGUUGUGUAAAUAUUUGCAUAUACAAAGUGAGUUGGUGAGCUGCAAGUCUACCAACGGUGACACUCAGCAGGAAUAAAGGUCAAGGUUCAACGUG